This is a messenger RNA of Moesziomyces antarcticus, 975 nucleotides long. RefSeq names its product short-chain dehydrogenases/reductase. The record is from RefSeq and is a predicted model, not a curated record. The transcript has a single exon. Bases 1 to 975 code for a protein of 324 amino acids. NCBI's taxonomy places the organism in Eukaryota, Fungi, Basidiomycota, Ustilaginomycetes, Ustilaginales, Ustilaginaceae. Gene Ontology annotation, molecular function: oxidoreductase activity, acting on the CH-OH group of donors, NAD or NADP as acceptor.
AUGAGCAACCUCAACGUUGGUGCCAUCACCGAGCGCUUCGGCGGCUACUACAACCGCGUCACUUCGACCAAGGCUGGAUCGGCCGCACUCGCCGUGCUGGCGCUCUAUGUGAUCCGCAAGUUCUUCCAGCGCCGCAAGCGCAUCGCUGCACGCAAGGCGUGGUCCAACCCCAGCCGCGAAGUUGCCGUCAUCACCGGUGGCUCGGGCGGUAUCGGUAUGGAAGUCGUCAAGCGUCUCGCAGCAAAGGGCGUCAAGGUGGCCAUCUUUGACCUCACCCCUCCCAAAGACAGUCUCCUCUCCAAGACGGUUCGCUUCUACAAGGUCGACAUCACCGACUACGACAGCGUUGCCGAGGCAGGAAAGAGCGUAGAGUCCGACCUCGGCCCUGUGACGAUUCUGGUCAACAAUGCAGGCGUUGCCAACCCAGGCGCGAGCAUCCUCGAUUUCGACCCCAAAAAGACCAAGCUCACCAUCGACGUCAACCUGCUCUCGCACUUCUAUACGCUCAAGGUCUUCCUGCCCCACAUGAUUCGACACAACCACGGCCACAUUCUCUCCACUGCCAGUGCUGGAUCCUUCAUGAUGCCCGCAGGCGGCGCAGACUACGGCGCCACCAAGGCCGGCCUCGUUGCGCUCCACGAAACGCUUCAGCUCGAACUCGAACUGCUCUACCAGAACCGCAAGGGCGUCCUGUGCUCCAUCGCGCAUCCCUACUGGAUCCGCACACCGCUUUUGGACACCAUCUUCAAGCCCGAGGCGCUGUCAAAGAUGAUCAAGCCCGAACUCGUGGGCGAGCGCAUGGUGGAGCAGCUCCUCGGUGGUCAGGGCGGAAGCCUGUACAUUCCCGGCUGGAUCGGUCAUCUCGCCUGGCUCAGGGUACUGCCCCAUUGGCUCCAGCACCGCAUCCGCAUCGACGCCACGCUCGACCUCCAGAAGUCCAAGCACGAGGCUCGCCCCAAUCCCCCCAUGCCCUAG